AUGGUCCCCCCCUUCUUGAACACAGCCCCAUCAUUGUCCCCCCCUUCUGACACAGCCCCAUCAUGGUCCCUUCUGAACACAGCCCCAUCAUGCCCCAUCAUGGUUCCCCCUUCUGAACACAGCCCCAUCAUGGUCCCCCUUCUGAACACAGCCCCAUCAUGGUUCCCCCUUCUGAACACAGGCCCAUCAUGGUUUCACCCUUCUGAACACAGCCCCAUCAUGGUCCCCCCUUCUGAACACAGCCCCAUCAUGGUUCCCCCUUCUGAACAUAGCCCCAUCAUGCCCCAUCAUGGUUCCCUUCUGAACACAGCCCCAUCAUGGUUACCCCCUUCUGAACACAGCCCCAUCAUGGUUCCCUCUUCUGAACACAGCCCCUUCAUGAUCCCCCUUCUGAACACAGCCCCAUCAUGGUUCCGCCUUCUGAACACAGCCCCAUCAUGGUUCCCCCUUCUUGAACACAGCCCCACAUCAUGGUUCCCCCUUCUGAACACAGCCCCAUCAUGCCCCAUCAUGUUCCCCCUUCUGACACAGCCCCAUCAUGGUCCCCCUUCUGAACACGCCCCAUCAUGGUUCCCCCUUCUGAAGACACAGCCCAUCAUGGUUCCCCCUUCUGAACACAGUCCCAAAAUGAUUCCCCCUUCUGAACACAGCCCCAUCAUAGUUCCCCUUCUGAACACAGCCCCAUCAUGGUUCCCCAUCUGA
Molecule: messenger RNA, 702 nt
Organism: Macrobrachium nipponense
Lineage: Eukaryota; Metazoa; Arthropoda; Malacostraca; Decapoda; Palaemonidae
Exons: 4
Coding region: 1-702 (233 amino acids)
Source: RefSeq, a predicted model, not a curated record